UGAACAUGCGUGCGCACACGCAUUUUGGUAAGAGCGAAAGAGGACGAGAGAAAGAGAGAGAGAAAGACAAAGAGAGAGAGACAAGACAAAGCAUGCAGAUGGGAGCUGUUGUGCAAGCUGAUUGCUCAAAUUCAUCACGUCCAGCAAUGAGCGCGUCACCAGGAACAGGGGCGUUUAUGCUCUCCUUGAUGUCCAUCCCUAUCUGCUAUUUCUUCAACUGCCUUAUCUACAACAACAGUGCUGAAGCUUUCUUCUUUGCUGGCUGGACAGCACUGGUAAUCCUGAUCAUCUCAGCCUGUUUUAUGAUGAAGAAGAAGGCUCCAGUAGACCCUCUCUUCUAUGUGUACGCAGUGUAUGCAUUCCUCAGUGUGGUGAAUCUGAUUAUUGGACUGGAGCAAGACAAUAUAAUUGAUGGAUUUGUGACAUUUUACCUGAAGGAGGCAGAUCCACAUAUUAAUACAGCUCAUGGGCACAUGAUCUCCUAUUGGGAUGGCUGUGUGCACUAUCUCAUGUAUCUUCUCAUGAUUGCAGCAAUUACAUGGGGGGACAGUUACCGAGCAAUUGGACUCUACUGGGUGGGCUCUUUUCUCAUGUGCACCAUAGUCUGCAUUCUUGGGAGUGUUGUGGGAAAAUAUGGGACUCAAGUUAGUUAUCUCUUCAUCCUCCACAUGCUUUAUAUAUCAGUGUCUCUGUGGGCUUGCGUCCGCAUCUUCAGUCAACCAUCUACAUGUGAUGUAAAGUUAACAAACAUUCUGGAAGCUCAAAAGAAGAACUUGUUCCACAGACCUCUUGAUUUUCUGUUCAUCAUCUCCCUCAUCUCAGAACUGGCAUUCUGUAUCUUUAGAGGCCUGGUUGUUCUGGAUUGUUCCAGCAAAUGGUGUCAAGACUACACUCAUCAGUAUGAGCCAUACCUGAAAGAUCCUACAGCCUAUCCAAAAGUUCAGAUGCUGGUGAGCAUGCUGUAUUCUGGACCAUACUACAUCAUUGCCAUGUAUGGGCUGUUGGUCCCAGGAUGUGAAUGGAUGCCAGAUCUGACUCUUGUACACUCAGGAGCACUGGCACAGGCCCAGUUCUCUCAUAUUGGUGCAUCACUUCACACUCGGACACCGUUCUCCUACAGAGUGCCUGCUGAUAGCCAGCCUGUCUUCCUGCUGGUCAAUGUCCUGUACACGCUGGUGCCUCAGGUUCUGUGCUACCGCUGCUGCUCCCAGCCAGACUUCUUCCUCAGGCCAAUGGCAGAGAAAAAGAAUGAAUGAAUCAGUCUUUCAAGGGUACACAGAGUGCCACAGAUAUCAAAGAUGGUUGAAAAAGGCUCAAAUACUUGCAAAGCACUGCUCUUAUAGGCAGUUCCUGUGUUUUGAGAGAGCUUUCACCUUUAACAUCAAUGACAGCCAAGAGGAAGUGUUUGAAAUAUGACAAAGCAAACACACUUUGUGUUUAUGUUAUGCUGCUUAUUCUGAAAAUGUGAAUAUUUUUUUUUAAAAGUGUGCUUGUGUGGGUAAAAUAACCAAAAAACUGUCACUGUACUGUUUUAGACAGUUAUACUGUGUGGGAUUCAAACUACUUGACUCGCUCUUAUGCUUUGGUAUGUUUUUUCUGCUUUGCUUACAAAAAUAUACUUCUUGUCAAUGUUGAGGUUUAUUUGCAGUGCUUCUUUAGCUGUUGCUUGGCCAGUAAAGAGAUAAUUCAUGUGCCUAUGUUUUAAAUUUAACUAUAUAUUUAACAACAUAUAGUUAUUUUGGAUGAUGUUACUUUACUUUUAACAGUGUCACAAUUACAGCAAUGUACAAAAUCUACAUUAAGUUCAAAAAGUUUAAAAAUAUUUAUACUGUUGCAAUGUCUGUAAAGUCAGAUGUAGAGAUUUUUUUUCUUCAUACAUUGUAGCCGCAAACAUUGUA
This is a messenger RNA of Melanotaenia boesemani (Boeseman's rainbowfish), 1898 nucleotides long. RefSeq names its product transmembrane 6 superfamily member 1-like. Gene Ontology annotation, cellular component: lysosomal membrane. The coding region runs from base 6 to 1256 and encodes 416 amino acids. The record is from RefSeq and is a predicted model, not a curated record. The transcript has 11 exons. Lineage: Eukaryota; Metazoa; Chordata; Actinopteri; Atheriniformes; Melanotaeniidae.